This is a messenger RNA of Zootermopsis nevadensis, 2246 nucleotides long. The record is from RefSeq and is a predicted model, not a curated record. Lineage: Eukaryota; Metazoa; Arthropoda; Insecta; Blattodea; Termopsidae.
AAAGCUGAUUUCAAAAUGUCUAAUUUUUAUUUACAGGAACAUGAAGUGUUAAUUGCACAAUCAAAUCAGAUAUUGACUGCUAUUAUUCACGGAAUGCGUCAGAAUGAGCCGAGCAACCACGUUCGGUUAGCUGCGACAACCGCCCUCCUCAAUUCCCUUGAAUUUACUAGAGCAAAUUUUGAUAAAGAGUCUGAACGUAACUAUAUAAUGGAGGUAGUUUGUGAAGCUACGCAGUCUUCAGACACGCAGGUUCGAGUCGCGGCACUACAAUGUCUGGUAAAGAUUAUGUCUCUGUAUUACCAAUACAUGGAAACAUACAUGGGGCAGGCAUUAUUUCCCAUCACCUUGGAAGCUAUGAAAUCGGAUAUUGAUGAAGUUGCGUUACAAGGCAUUGAAUUCUGGUCCAACGUGAGUGAUGAAGAAGUGGACUUGGCCAUAGAGGACAGUGAAGCAGCGGAAGCGGGACGGCCACCUCAAAGGACUUCUAGGUUCUAUGCAAAAGGAGCACUACAGUUUCUUGUUCCUGUUUUAGUGCAGAAACUUACAAAGCAGGAGGAAUAUGAUGAUGAGGAUGAUUGGAACCCCAGUAAAGCAGCAGGUGUAUGUCUCAUGCUGCUGGCUACAUGCUGCGAAGAUAAUAUUGUGCCAUUUGUUCUCCCCUUUGUCAAAGACAACAUCAAAAGUGCUGAUUGGAGGUUCAGGGAUGCUGCCCUCAUGGCUUUUGGAUCGAUUCUUGGUGGAUUGGAUGUGGGUACCUUGAAACCACUUGUAGAACAGGCAAUGCCAACACUAAUAGAGGCCAUGUAUGACACUAGCGUUGUAGUGAGGGAUACGGCAGCUUGGACAUUUGGCCGUGUGUGCGAGAUUAUCCCUGACGCAGCUAUUAAUGAGACGUAUUUGAAACCACUUUUGGAGAGUCUAGUCGCUGGAUUGAAGUCGGAACCCAGAGUUGCGGCAAAUGUGUGUUGGGCAUUUACUGGCUUGGCAGAGGCAAGCUAUGAGCAGGCAGAAGGAAACGAGGAUGAGGCACAGCCAGACACAUACUGCUUAUCGGAAUACUUUGAGUUUAUUGUGCAGAGACUGCUUGAAACAACAGACAGACCAGAUGGAGCACAGGCUAAUCUGCGAUCAGCAGCGUACGAAGCUUUGAUGGAAAUGGUAAAGAACUCUCCACGAGACUGCUACGUAACUGUGCAGAAGACCACAAUGGUUAUUUUGGAGCGACUGCAACAGGUGCUGCAGAUGGAAACGCACAUUCAGAGCCACAGUGACCGAGCGCAGUACAACGACUUGCAGAGCCUCCUCUGUGCAACUUUGCAGGAUAACACAGUUCAUCAGUCAGUGAAGCCUCAGAUCCUCAUUGCAUUUGGAGAUAUUGCUCUGAGUAUUGGUCCAGCAUUUAAGAAAUAUUUUGACGUUGUUCUGCAGACGUUGGUUCAAGCUUCACAAGCUCAACUAGAUCGGACUGAUUACGACAUGGUCGACUAUCUGAAUGAGCUGCGUGAAGGCGUGUUGGAGGCAUAUACUGGUAUCGUGCAGGGAUUGAAAGGUGACGGAACUGCGCCCACUCCAGAUAUACAGUUGCUGGAACCCCAUGUCACAUUCAUUGUGCAGUUCGUUACAUUUGUAGCCCAGGAUUCUGAUCACUCGGAUAGUAAUGUGGCAGCUUCUGCUGGCCUCGUAGGUGAUUUGUGCACUGCAUUUGGUGCUAAGAUGCUGCCGUUACUAGAUGUGGAGCCCAUAAAUGAAUUGCUGUCCCAAGGAAGACGUUCUCGAGUGUCAAAGACGAAGACGCUGGCCACGUGGGCUACAAAGGAGGUCCGCAAGCUCAAGACGGCCACCUCCAGCUGGACUGAUUACGACAUGGUCGACUAUCUGAAUGAGCUGCGUGAAGGCGUGUUGGAGGCAUAUACUGGUAUCGUGCAGGGAUUGAAAGGUGACGGAACUGCGCCCACUCCAGAUAUACAGUUGCUGGAACCCCAUGUCACAUUCAUUGUGCAGUUCAUUACAUUUGUAGCCCAGGAUUCUGAUCACUCGGAUAGUAAUGUGGCAGCUUCUGCUGGCCUCGUAGGUGAUUUGUGCACUGCAUUUGGUGCUAAGAUGCUGCCGUUACUAGAUGUGGAGCCCAUAAAUGAAUUGCUGUCCCAAGGAAGACGUUCCCGAGCGUCAAAAACGAAGACGCUGGCCACGUGGGCUACGAAGGAGGUCCGCAAGCUCAAGACGGCCACCUCCAGCUGGUAAGUGAU